AUGCUUUUAAAUACUCUAACACCAGAGCAGAUAGAUGCCGUUGUUACACUUUCAAGAAUCAGAGAAAUAGCUUCGUAUGGUCAUGAUGCAUACAUCCCUACACCAGAAAGCAGAUCUCCGUCUCCUCCACCUGUCUAUGACAAUACAGGAAAGCGAACUAACACGCCAGAAGACAGGUUUUUCACCAAAUGCAAACAAGAACGAGAUGCACUUAUGUACUAUGCGUCUAACACUAUCCCUGGAUACGAGCCUCCUGAUUGGUUCAAGAAAAAUUUCAAGAUUACCGAAAAGCUGAUAGUGCCAACUGACAAAUAUCCAGACAUUAACUUUGUAGGACUUCUUAUUGGUCCUCGAGGAAACACUUUAAGAUACAUAACGAAGGAAAGCGGCGCUCAUAUUGGAAUUAGGGGUAAAGGAUCGGUCAAAAUGGGACGUAUUAGUGAAUCUACCGCUGCUAAGAUGCGAUUGGACGAACCUUUGCACUGUCUUAUCACCGGUGAAUCCCAGCAGCAGGUUCAAAAGGCACUCAAAAUGUGUCAGGAUGUUAUAGAUAAAGCUGUUUUCAGCGGACCAGGUCAGAACGAUCUGAAAAGGAAUCAAAUGAAAGAGUUAGCCGUCCUAAACGGUACAUUACGUGAUGAAUCGGAGCAUUUAUGCGGUCUUUGUGGGGAAAGAGGCCAUUCCCGUUUUGAUUGUCCUCAUAAAAACAGUAUUGAUUACAUCAACAGUGUUGUCUGUGAAAAAUGCGGUAAUGUAGGCCAUUUGGCCAAAGACUGCAAGAUGUCUGCCGCUGGAGGAAAUAUGGAUAGAGAGUUUGAGAGUAUGAUGAGGGAGAUUGAGGAUGCCCCUGAGCAGCCAUCUGCUGGUCCUCUCCCACUGGAAGCAUCGCAUGAACCAUCAAAUGCCCCAAGAAGAGCCGAAAACGGAUUACCUGAUUCAACGUAUAAUGACUUUCAGUCACGUGAUUCCGAUAGACAUUCCGAUAGAGACUGGAAUUCUCAGAAUGCUAAUGAACGGCCUUCAAAUCAUGGUUAUGGUUUUUCCAAGCCUUACAAUAAGUCGUAUCAGCAGUCGUAUCAACCGCCGUCUCAGGAGUCUCAAGAAUCAUUACAACGAUCAUACCAACGGCCAUAUGAACAGCCCUACCAGCAGCAUUAUCAACGGCCCUACCAACAAUCUUACAGGCAACCCUUUGAUCCUGCUUAUAAAAGACCGUAUGAAAGGGUCAAUAAUGAAGGACAGUUUUCACAUCCAUACCAGUCACGUGUUUCUCAUAGUCCUCCUCCAGAUAACCAUCUUCCCCGUGUUCCACCUCAGAAACCAGGGGAAUACAAUUCUCCUCCGCCUAAGAGACACCACUUGGCUCCUCCGCCGGGAAUGCAUUCUUCUUUACCACCACCCCCUGGGUCAAUCUCGUUGUCUUUGCAACGAAAGAGACCUCGUCCACCACCACCAUCGGGAUCUCGUCCUCAAAGACCCAGCAUAUAA
Messenger RNA from Brettanomyces nanus, 1488 nucleotides. RefSeq lists its product as uncharacterized. The record is from RefSeq and is a predicted model, not a curated record. NCBI's taxonomy places the organism in Eukaryota, Fungi, Ascomycota, Pichiomycetes, Pichiales, Pichiaceae. Gene Ontology annotation, biological process: regulation of mRNA splicing, via spliceosome. Gene Ontology annotation, cellular component: nucleus. The transcript has a single exon. Gene Ontology annotation, molecular function: mRNA binding; zinc ion binding. The coding region runs from base 1 to 1488 and encodes 495 amino acids.